UGCCUGGAGAGCCAAGGGCUAACAUGGCUCUUGCCCUGGACAUCAGCUGAGACUUGAAGACUCAUCCCUCUGAGGCUAUGGAGAGGGGCAGCUGCCGGAAUGUCUCCCCUGCACGGACGCCUCCAGCCCAGGCCUCCCCUGCACGGACACCUCCAGCCCAAGCCUCACCAGCACGGACACCCCCAGCCCAGGCCUCACCAGCACGGACACCCCCAGCCCAGGCCUCACCAGCACGGACACCCCCAGCCCAGGCCUCACCAGCACGGACACCCCCAGCCCAGGCCUCACCAGCACGGACACCCCCAGCCCAGGCCUCACCAGCACAGACACCUCCAUCCCAGGCCUCUCCUGCACAGACACCUCCAUCCCAGGCCUCUCCUGCACAGACACCUCCAGCCCAGGCCUCCUUUGUACGGAUACCCCUAGCCCAGGCCUCACUGGCAAGGACACCUCUAGCCCAGGCCUCCCCUGCACGGACAUCUCCAGCCCAGGCUUCCUCUACCUGGAAAUCCUCUUCCAGAUCAUCAUCUAGCAGGUCUUCAUCUGCCAAGUCAGCCUCCACGACAUCUUCCCCAACAAAAGCAUAUCUUGUUAGAGCAAAGCCAGUUGCUGUUCCGAUCCGGGCAUCUCCUGCCAGGUCAGCAGCAGCCACGAGGACCAGUCGGCAGAGCCUAGGUCUCGGCUUGCCCAAGUUAUCCUGGCAGGAGAGCAAGAAGCAGCUGCCACUCAUUGGAUGUGUCCUCCUCCUCAUCGCCCUCGUGGUCUCACUCAUCAUUCUCUAUGGGGGACGAGAGCCCCAGAGUCCAAGAGGGAUUGCAGUCUACUUCUGGCAAAGUCACACAGGGAUCAAGUAUAAAGAGGCACUCGAGAGCUGCCCUAUACACGCUGUUCGCUGUGAUGGGGUGAUGGAUUGCAAGCUUCGGAGUGACGAGCUUGGCUGUGUGAGGUUUGACUGGGAUAAGUCUCUGCUUAAAGUCUACUCUGGAUCCUCUCAUGAGUGGCUGCCCAUCUGCAGUAGAAACUGGAAUGACUCUGACUCCCAGAAGACCUGCCAGCAGCUGGGGUUUGAGAGUGCUUACCGGACAACUGAGGUGGUGCACAGAGAUUUUGCCAGCAGCCUUUCAAUCUCUGAGUACAACUCCACCAUCCAGGAAAGCCUCUACAGGUCUGACUGUCCUUCCCAGAGAUACAUCUCUCUCCAAUGUUCCCACUGUGGACUGAGAGCUAUGACCGGAAGGAUUGUGGGAGGGGUGCUGGCCUCGGGGAGCAAGUGGCCCUGGCAAGUGAGUCUGCACUACGGCACCACCCACAUCUGUGGGGGCACACUCAUCGGCCCCCAGUGGGUGCUCACCGCUGCCCACUGCUUCUUUGUGACCCGAGAGAAGAUGCUGGAGGGCUGGAAGGUGUAUGCAGGCACCAAUAACCUGCACCAGCUGCCUGAGGCAGCCUCCAUCACCCAGAUCAUCAUUAACAGCAACUACACCGACGAACAGGAUGACUAUGACAUCGCCCUCAUGAGGCUCUCCAAGCCCCUGACCCUAUCCUCGCACAUCCACCCUGUCUGCCUCCCCAUGCAUGGACAGACCUUUAGCAUCAAUGAAACCUGCUGGAUCACAGGUUUUGGCAAGACCAAGGAAACAGAUGAGAAGACAUCACCUUUCCUCCGGGAGGUGCAGGUCAAUCUCAUCGACUUCAACAAGUGUAAUGACUACUCGGUCUAUGACAGCUACCUCACUCCAAGGAUGAUGUGUGCUGGGGACCUUCGAGGAGGCAGAGACUCCUGCCAGGGAGACAGCGGGGGGCCUCUUGUCUGUGAGCAGAACAACCGCUGGUACCUGGCAGGUGUCACCAGCUGGGGCACAGGCUGUGGCCAGAGAAACAAGCCUGGUGUGUACACCAAAGUGUCAGAAGUCCUUCCCUGGAUCUACAGCAAGAUGGAGAGUGAGGUGCACUUCCAAAAGUCCUAACCAGCUCUCGUGCACACACUGACCUCUAUGAAGACUGAACGAGGGCCCUGGGCCACGUGCAGCAUCUGGGCUAAAGGCACCCAGAUCUUACUUCAUCAUUGCCACCUCGUCUGCUGCGUGUGUGUGUGUGUGUGUGUGUGUGUGUGUGUGUGUGUGUGACUGUCCUCUGAAGUUCUCCAGAAACCAGGAGAACUCUCAACUCUUCUUGGAACCCCAGGCUGGAAAUCUUCUGGAGAAGAAGAGCUUGGGUAUUGUGGAUGUUCCCACAGGGGAGUCCACGGAUGAAUGAAGGAGGUAAAGCCAAAACAGCCCAGAGAAGGUCCAGGAGAGUGACAUCAGGAGUUUCUGCUCCUUGGACCCUAACUUGGAGACUAGGCCAGAGCCUGCUUGGGUGACGUCAUUGCUGUCCUGACACAAAAUGUCAAGCAUGCGCUCCCCAGGGCCUGGACUGUCCUCAAUGGAAAGGCGUUCCCACCAGCGUCUGUGCCCUCACUCAGAACUCCUGCAGGUGCCGUGGAUGCCAUGGAUGUCCUCAGCCGGGCUGGGCUGUGACUGUCUGCCCUGUGACCAAAGCUCACUGCACUUGUUUGGUCACAAGCUGUUGGGACAGAUUUUAUUUCAUUUUAUUUUUAUAUUUAUGUAAUAUAAAUAUUGUAGAUAUAUUUAAAAAUAGCUCCCAAAAUUUCAGGGCCUUUGAGAGUCAGCAUUAAUCACCCUCCCAUCCCAAGAACUCUAAGGGAUUUAUAGGUGCAUCCUACAAAAUAUUGCAGGAGAAGGGCCUAGAAAAUGUUCCCAGGGUAGACUUUUCCCAGUCAGAGGUACUCAGGGAAGCAAACCUUCAUCUGGGCCUGCAGGUAGAUCCAAUGCAGACCUGCAAACUGUUCCUGCCUCGAAGAGCUACAGUGAGGAUAUGGAGAAAGGAGAAGGCCAGGUGGACACCGCCUCUCAUACCUAGGGGCUGUUCUGGGAGCGUAGGGCUUCAUUCCAAGCUUUCUUGACCUUUCAGUUUCUUGGUUCCAGAAACAGUACAACCAUAAGAAGGAACAUGGAGAAGAGGCAAACACCAUGCAGGCCCUCCAAGUAGCUGUUCCAAGCUGGUCCUG
Messenger RNA from Octodon degus (degu), 3070 nucleotides. RefSeq names its product transmembrane serine protease 13 (gene Tmprss13). Gene Ontology annotation, cellular component: membrane. Lineage: Eukaryota; Metazoa; Chordata; Mammalia; Rodentia; Octodontidae. Gene Ontology annotation, biological process: proteolysis. The transcript is spliced from 14 exons. The record is from RefSeq and is a predicted model, not a curated record. Gene Ontology annotation, molecular function: serine-type endopeptidase activity. Bases 78 to 1967 code for a protein of 629 amino acids.